AUUCUGAUUUCAAGAUGUAAGCUCCCAGGUCUUCCCAAUGACACGUACGAAAUCCAGGGAGAAUGGCACCAGAGGAUGAUCAACAUGUCGUUCAUGAAUGUCACUGAUGACGAAUGUACCGUACUUCACAAUGUCAGCCACCACAACAUCAGCCACCACAAUGUCAAUCAAAGUGACAGUGUGGCGGGAAAAUGUACAGAAUGGGUGUAUGACAACACCGAUAUGACAUAUUCCUAUCCAAUGCAGUUCAGUCUAGUUUGUGAUGACUCGACCAAGUUGACCAAUUCCUACAUUGCCAACACGUUAGGAUUUCUGGUGGGAGGACCAAUAAUGGGUGUAUUAUCAGACGCUGCUGGAAGAAAGCCCUCCCUGCUGCUUGGGGUGAGCAUCACAGGCGUGGCUGGGAUAGUUUGGGCCUUCUCACCAACCUAUCUGUGGAGCAUAGCGAUGCGGUUCUUGUGUGGCUUUGGGUCGACCGUCAUAUACAGUCUAUCUGGAACAAUGGCACUGGAGAUGGCGGGUCCCAACAAAAGGAUGGCGGUAGGUAACGCAUUGGCGAUUACUUAUGCAGGGGCCGGGGUGCUUGGUGUAGGGAUAGCCUACUUCCUGCGAGACUGGCGCCAUCUAGUGUUAGCUGUGACAGCACCAUAUCUAUUACUGGCAGCUGUGAUGUUUUGCCUGCUUCCUGAGUCUCCAAGGUGGUUACUGACCAAAGGGCGCCAUGCAGAGGCAGAAGUAAUUUUAAGACGCGCCGCAAGGAUGAACGGGUUUGUCUUUCCCCGGAACCUCAUAGAAAAGGUAGAGGUCAACGAACCUGCAACUUCAAGUGCCCGAGCUUUACUGCGUGCUCCCAAACUGGUGGUCAAAAUGCUGCUUAUCUACAUCAAUUGUGUUGUCUUGGACAUGACGUAUUAUGGGAUAAAUCUUCACGCUGGCAACAUGGCCGGAAAUCUCUACCUCAACGUCCUUCUCCUGUCUGUAGUUGAGUUACCGGCGUAUGCAUUGUGUUUCACUAUCGACAGAUUUGGAAGGAAGAAAGUAUACAUUAUGUGUAUGGUAGUGGGGGGGCUGGCAUGUCUUUCGUCUCUCCUCGUGCACCAAUACGCAGACAAUGAUUUGGAAUCUACUAAUUAUAUCAAGAUAGCUCUUUCCACGGUUGGCAAGUUUGGUGUCGCUGCGGGCUAUAAUAUCGUAUAUAUUUGGAGUAUCGAAAUAUUUCCUACUGUCGUCCGAAACUUAAGUCUGGGUCUGGCUAUAGUUUCUGCCAGUUUUGGAACCAUUUUGGCCCCAGUCAUUGUGAGAGAAAUUAAAGUUGAGAGUAUUGGAAAGGACACUCUGCCGCUUGUGAUAUUUGGAGCCGCGGCCAUAUUUGGCUCAAUGUGUACGAUUCCUUUGCCGGAGACAGCAAAGAAAGACCUUCCUGAAACGGUGGAAGACGCCAAUAGUUUUAAGUACCGCCGGCCACACGGCGGGUGUAGACAAGUACAGCUGGUGCCGCCUACCGUAGAUGAGACUGCUGCGUUGUGAGGAAACCACGUAUGCGUGAUCCAGCAAACAAUGCGAAUUAAGAUUCCCACCCGGAUUGUGGAACAGCCCACGAUAAUGAACAAUUUUGGAUUAGCAUUGGCGUCAAACAAUCGUCCAUACCGUGUGGUUUAUUAGUGUUUAAAAGUUUGAAAGAGACAAACUGAAUAAUUAAUGACAAAUAACAACAGAGCGUUAGUUUUGAUUUUCUGCAGCAAAGACACAAAUGUAAGAACUGACGCAGAGGUGCUCUCUGAUAAAAGUUACAUCUUGUAUGCAUUUUUGAGGGGGGGGGGGGUUCUCUCAAAUAACAACCAAUGAAUAGGUAAAUAAAUCUCAGCUCAACUCAAAUAAAUAAAUAAAUAUAAUCUUUUAUAAUUACCUGUAUUUCGGAAAGCAUUGUCGGUGCUUUCCAUAUGAUUAAAGGUCACAGAUGGAAAUUAACCCAUCCAUUUUGCUUGUAUGGAAGAAAAUGGCAAUAUUUUACUCAUUUUCACCAAACUUGGACAGUUUGUUUGCUCAUUCAUGUAUGUUGUUGCUAAAGAAAAUGUGCCCACAUCUGAGUGAUUUCUGGGUUUUAGAAAAAUCCUUCUACUGAUCAAAGUCGAAAAACUUACCAGGAGCUAAACUAUAUGGUCA
Molecule: messenger RNA, 2163 nt
Organism: Lingula anatina
Lineage: Eukaryota; Metazoa; Brachiopoda; Lingulata; Lingulida; Lingulidae
Product: organic cation transporter protein
Biological process (GO): transmembrane transport
Cellular component (GO): membrane
Molecular function (GO): transmembrane transporter activity
Source: RefSeq, a predicted model, not a curated record